This is a messenger RNA of Jatropha curcas, 1167 nucleotides long. RefSeq lists its product as uncharacterized. The record is from RefSeq and is a predicted model, not a curated record. NCBI's taxonomy places the organism in Eukaryota, Viridiplantae, Streptophyta, Magnoliopsida, Malpighiales, Euphorbiaceae.
CCGAAGACUAACAACAAUCCUAUGACCAAAAUUAAGUAUAUUCCGGAAGCCAAUGCUCUUCUUCUCAUUGUGUACUGUAGAGUGUAGACAAACAACAGAACAGAAAACUGUUGGUUUCUGGCGAAAGAGGAACGCAUAUAGAAAGAGAGUGAAGGAUGGAGAAGCUCAAGCGCUUGAUUGCGGUGUUGACUUUGAUGUAUUUGGUUGUGAUAGGAAACGCAAUCGAGAGCCCCCGGUAUGAAGUAGUACACGAAGAGUCAGAUUUUGAAGUCCGAUUAUAUGGCGAAUCCACUUGGAUGUCUGCUCCGGCAACCCAAAUCUCCUUUGAAAAAGCUACUUUUAAUGGCUUUCACAGAUUGUUCCAAUACAUUCAAGGUGCCAACCUAAACUGGACUAGGAUUCCGAUGACAGCUCCUGUUGUGACUAGCAUAGUCUCGGGAGCUGGACCCUUUCAGUCAUCAGCCUACUCUGUUCUAUUAUACUUGCCCGUGAACUUCCAAGCCGACCCACCAGUCCCUCUCCCUGAACUGCACCUGAAACCUUAUGUGUGGGCAAGUCAUUGCGUUGCUGUCAGGACGUUUUCAGGUUUUGCAAAUGAUGAUAACAUUAUCAAAGAAGCUGAGAAACUUGCUGUCAGCUUGAACAGGUCUCUUUUGGCCAAUGUAACUAUUGCAGAAAGUGAUUUUGCCUACUCCAUUGCUCAAUAUGAUGCUCCAUUCAUUUUCAUUGGUCGUCUCAAUGAAGUAUGGGUGGAUAUCGAUGCCUGUAAUUACAAUGAGACAGCAACUUACUGAAAUAUUGUUCAGUCACCGGAUAUUACAGUUCGACUGCUGUAUCCAUGUGCCUGAUGAAGCCAGUUAAAGGAUAGUUUUCAGAAAAUUAAGUUUCCCAUGUGUGUGUGUGUCUGUGUGGGUAUAUGUAUAUUGAAGAGCAUGUCUAUUUAAAACCUGAAAUUAUGUUAUCUUAUGUAUUUCAGUUCAGCUUGAUUAUGUUUAAUCUACUUUUGGUCCUGGAGUUGGACUUGGUCUGAUACAAUAUUAUAUACAGAAUGAGUGAAUGUUGUAGCUCUAAAAGUUGAUGUAGAAAUAGUAGAAGUAUUUCUACUGUGGUCCCUAGUUCCAACAAUAGCUACUCAAAGCUGAAAAUGAAGUAUUUACAUGUGGCUAA